Racocetra persica is the source of this 828-nucleotide messenger RNA. Lineage: Eukaryota; Fungi; Glomeromycota; Glomeromycetes; Diversisporales; Gigasporaceae. The record is from the annotation of a GenBank genome assembly.
AAUAACACUAAAGCAACACCAGUGAUGUUCAAUGAUAUAUUUGAAUAUCAACCACAAGAUUUAGAAGGUCCCCAAAAGACAGAAUUGUCUCAGGUAGACCAACCUACAUCCCAGAUAGCAGAUAAUUCACAAAUUUCGUCGGAAUUAGAUGCUUCUAAAGAGUCAGAGGAAAUUGCUGACGUAACCAACCAAGAUACAAACAAAGAUACAGGUAAAUUGGAUGAUUUGGAUGAUUUAGUUUUGGGACAUACAACAUCUGGGACCUCUGAGGCACAUGUAUCCUCAAGCACACACGAAGAAUCUACUGUUGAACCUGAAGCUAACCAAGCUAUGAAUGAUCCAUCCUUGAAUUAUCAUUAUUAUUCUACUGAGCAAGAUUAUUCAUAUGACUACGGAUAUGAAAAAUGGAGCACAAACGAUUCAGUCAACCAAUAUCAAACUUAUGAAACUUCUCAAGUUGCAGCUGGCAUUGAGGAUGUAAAUAACCAGCAUACUCAAUAUCCCUCGGUUGACACCCAAGAACAUUCAUCUGAUACAUAUACUCAAUACGAUGGAACUAAUACCAGUAAUUUUAACUAUCCUUACACCGGACACAGUACUAGUCAAUCGACAAUCGAUGGAAUAUCUGGAAUUCACCAAUCUAUCCAUCAGUAUCCAAACUAUGAUUCAAAUCAAUCUACAGUUGUUAAUACACCACCGCCACAAUCUUAUUCACCAUUUUCGGCGAAAGUUGUUCAAUUUAUACCCUGUUUAUAUCCACAAUGUGCGGGAUCUGCUGUUAUUUCAGUACUUCCAGUCGCUUGCGUGGAAGAAUACUGCUCGCCGUAA